AUGGCAUCUUCUUCUGCUCACCUCUCGUUUCUAGCCGGGCGCAUGUCGCUGCCAUUCUCCUCAGACCGGGUCCGAUUCUCGCCGUACAGAGUAGAAUUUCGUCUACCAAAGUCCCGUUUCCGCUGCUCAGCUGGGCAGAGCGGCUUCUUCACGCGGCUUGGUCGCCUGAUCAAGGAGAAGGCCAAAAGCGACGUGGAGAAGAUUUUCUCCGGAUUCUCCAAGACUAGGGAAAAUCUAGCAGUCAUCGACGAGCUCUUGCUCUUCUGGAACCUCGCCGAAACGGACCGAGUUCUCGAUGAAUUGGAAGAGGCGCUUUUGGUUUCUGAUUUUGGACCGAAAAUUACGGUUAGAAUUGUUGAGAGGCUACGAGAUGAUAUAAUGUCAGGGAAGCUCAAAUCAGGAAGCGAGAUCAAGGAUGCAUUGAAGGGAAGUGUGUUGGAGAUGCUGGCUAAGAAAAACGGCAAGACAGAGCUUCAAAUGGGUUUUAGGAAACCAGCUGUUAUCAUGAUCGUCGGUGUAAAUGGAGGUGGGAAGACCACAUCUCUUGGUAAGGCAAUAGACGUUAAUGGAAAGUUGGCUCAUAGAUUGAAGAAGGAAGGGACUAAGAAAGAGGUUACUCGAAUAGGUGAUACAUUUAGAGCGGCUGCAAGUGACCAGUUAGAGAUAUGGGCAGAGAGGACUGGGUGUGAGAUUGUUGUGGCUGAAGGAGACAAGGCUAAAGCAGCAACAGUUCUCUCAAAGGCUGUGAAAAGAGGGAAGGAGGAAGGUUACGAUGUUGUACUCUGUGAUACAUCUGGACGUCUCCAUACAAAUUACAGCUUGAUGGAGGAGUUGAUUGCGUGCAAAAAGGCAGUAGGCAAGGUCGUCUCUGGUGCACCUAAUGAGAUCCUACUUGUCCUUGAUGGAAAUACCGGUCUGAACAUGCUUCCACAAGCUAGAGAAUUCAACGAGAUUGUUGGUAUUACCGGUUUGAUAUUGACGAAACUGGAUGGGUCUGCUAGAGGAGGCUGUGUGGUCAGUGUGGUUGAGGAACUGGGCAUUCCCGUAAAGUUUAUCGGUGUAGGAGAAGCUGUAGAAGAUCUCCAACCAUUUGAUGCUGAGGCCUUUGUGGACGCUAUAUUCUCUUGA
Thlaspi arvense is the source of this 1128-nucleotide messenger RNA. Lineage: Eukaryota; Viridiplantae; Streptophyta; Magnoliopsida; Brassicales; Brassicaceae. The record is from the annotation of a GenBank genome assembly.